This is a messenger RNA of Echinostoma caproni, 513 nucleotides long. NCBI's taxonomy places the organism in Eukaryota, Metazoa, Platyhelminthes, Trematoda, Plagiorchiida, Echinostomatidae. The record is from the annotation of a GenBank genome assembly.
AUGACCAAUUCACGUAUAGCUGAAACUCUAGCUAAACGACGUCAUCGUUGGAUUAGGACAGAAAAUGAACAGAUGGACGAUAACCGGUCCAGACCGGUCAGAUCCGACUCGGAGCUGACACAAAACCGGGCACUGAGCGAGAAUCAUCGUGAAGCGUUGAACGCGGAACGGACGCUCACACUGCGUCUGUUUUUCGUCUCGAUCACAUUCUUCAUUCUGAGCACACCAAGUUUGGUGUUUGUUGGUGUGGAAACGUUUGUGCCGCUGUCAAGGAGAACGUUUUCCGACGCGUAUCACAUUUCCCUGUUCAUGUUCGCGAUUAAUUUGACCUGCAAUUUCAUUCUGUACUGUUUGAUCGGGCACACGUUUCGUCGCGCCGUGUACGCCCUCGUGUGUUGCAAAUACACAAAAUUUCGUUCACUUCAGAACGACUUGGUCGAAGUGUCAUGUGAUUCACGUGACUCGGGAGGUCACACGGUGGAUCGGAAACAGGAAAAAAUGCAGUUCCCUUAA